AAAGACAAACGGUUGUGUUUUGACAACUCUUCUUGAUAGCAGAUUUCCCYCUACGUUUUGGAAGGAGUUAGGAAACGAAUGUCAUAAAAGUCAACAUAUGAUUUAAUAUGCCAGUUGUAACAAGAUCAUGCGGAAGGCAGGCAGCAAAACGGAGAAUCGAAGACACAACUCCUCGAAGACCAUGUAAAACUACAGUCAAGAGAAAGAAGAAGAGCUCGUCUCCUGAUGAAGAAUCUGAAAAGCCUGCCAAAAAGAAAACUAAUUUAUUGACUGUGAGAUUGGAUAAAAUUGGUGUUACACCAAGUAGAAUACCAAGAAAAUGUACAACCAAGAAGGUCCAAGAGAAGGAGAAUGAUUCUCCACUAAAAGAUKUACACACUACACCUACAGCUGAUGWGAGCUCACCAAACAGCCCAACUAGUGAAACUCCAAGCAAUGUAACUCCAGUUGCUGCAAGAACCAGGAGUUUCAGCGCUCUGAAGAGGAGUUAUAUUGCAAAAAAAUCACAAAGAAAUAGAAGCAAGACUAUUCACAAUUCUUCUAGUUCUGAAGAAGAAAUGAAUGGUGUAAGUGCAAUGAAUGAAACCAAAAUGAAUGAACCGUGUAACAGUGUUGAAGGUGUAGUUUCUUCUAAUAACGGAAGUAAGGAUGUUGAAAUGAUAGAGGAUCAGGAAAACAAUGAAGAAAUGGUCAGUGAUAAGCAGACCAACAAUGAUUUUUAUAAAGCAAAAUUUCACCAGAUGCUUCAACAAUUGAAAAGCAUACAAGAAACAUUUGCUARUGCACAGAAGAAUGCCACAAAAAAUAUUGAAGCUUAUGACGCUUUAAUCAAAGAACUGAAAGAAAGUUUGGAAAAGGAGAAGACUAAAGUAACAAACACUACACAAGAACUACGGAUGACAAAAGAUCAACUUCUAAUUGCACAAGAAAAGCUUGACAAAACAAGUAAAGAGUGCUCAGAARCUAACAUCCAGCUCAAGACAUCAAAUUCAUUGGUUGGAAAGGAUGAUAACUUUCAGUCAAUGAUAAACUUUUAUCAGAUGUUAAGUGGGAUUUGCUUAACAGAAGAGACUGACUCUGUGCAAUCAUUUGAGAGCUAUCGAUGUGUUUACAAGCCUAAAGGUGUUAAUGGCAAAGCAAUGCAGUUCAAUCUUACUUACGAUAAAGAGAUUGACGAAGUUGAGUUCAGCCCUGUUGUCCAAACUCCUUCCACUGGAGAAUUUCUUCAAAAGAUGCCCAAGUUUUUGAGAGAGAAUAUAUACUUUUCAACUGAUCAAGCACCMGCCUUUCUGCUACGUGUUAUUCAAAGUUACCAAAAACAGCACUAAAUGAGGCACUAAUUCAGCAGCACUUGUGAGUUUUAAUAUUAUACAUAACAAUGUACAUAAUGAAGGACACUUGUGAUUUUAGUUUAUAACAUAUUGUAUGGCUGCCAUAUAUUGCACUAAAACACUUUGUAWUUUUUCUAAAAUCUGUGAUUAUAGCACUUGGUGCUGCACUAAAGCAAUAAAUGUCAAGAAAUUCA
Exaiptasia diaphana is the source of this 1525-nucleotide messenger RNA. RefSeq lists its product as uncharacterized. The record is from RefSeq and is a predicted model, not a curated record. Lineage: Eukaryota; Metazoa; Cnidaria; Anthozoa; Actiniaria; Aiptasiidae. Gene Ontology annotation, molecular function: protein binding. The transcript is spliced from 7 exons. The coding region runs from base 108 to 1328 and encodes 406 amino acids.